ACUCUUGAGCUGAAGCUUUUCUAAUUUUUUAAAGCCUAAACAGACUUAUUUUUCUUCUUUCCCUUUCCGAAGAUAUUAUCUGCACUUAUGCCUAUUUUUUCAGGCACUUGUCUUUCUGUUAAUAAUGCAACAAAAUCUGUUCUUUCUCUCUUCCUCUUCCAUCUGUCUAAUUUCUCAGCGUCCUUAGAGGACCCACGCAUUGAAACCCACUCGUCUGUCAGCAGUUAGGAGAAUUUGAGAAAUGUUUUUCCCUUUGAUAUUCCUUAAAUGGGAUCUAGAUUUGAGUAUGUAAUCUCUAUGGAAAUCCUCUGUAUUUGAUGAUGGGAUGUUGCACCUGUGCUACUAUAACCACUGUGUAUUAAAAAAAAAAAUGCUUUUCUGUGACAGAAUGGUGCAGAUGUGAAUGCCAAGGACAUGCUGAAGAUGACAGCUUUACACUGGGCCACAGAGCGCCACCAUCGAGAUGUCGUAGAGUUACUUAUCAAAUAUGGAGCUGAUGUCCAUGCUUUCAGCAAAUUUGAUAAAUCUGCCUUUGACAUAGCUCUGGAGAAAAACAGUGCUGAGAUUUUGGUCAUCCUCCAGGAAGCAAUGCAGAAUCAGGUGAAUGCUAAUCCAGAGAGAGCCAACCUUGUGACUAAUCCUGUGACUAUGGCUGCUCCAUUCAUCUUCACAUCGGGAGAGGUUGUUAACCUUGCUAGCCUUGUGUCUUCAACCAACAGCAAAACAUCCUCAGCUAAUUCAGAGGAAAUUAUAGAGGGAAAUUCUGUUGACUCAUCAAUCCAGCAAGUAAUGGGGAAUGGAGGCCAGAGGGUCAUCACCAUAGUGACUGAUGGAGUCCCUUUGGGUAUCCCUACUGGAGGCAUUGGCCAGCCAUUUAUUGUAACUAUGCAAGAUGGACAGCAAGUUCUAACUGUACCUGCUGGUCAGGUUGCAGAGGAGACUGUAAUUGAAGAGGAAGUAGAAGAGAAGUUGCCACUAACAAAGAAACCAAGGAUAGAAGACAUGACAAACAGUGUGGAGGAAAGCAAGGAAGGCAAUGAAAGAGAGCUACUACAGCAACAACUCCAGGAGGCCAAUCGAAGAGCCCAGGAGUACCGACACCAGCUGCUACAGAAAGAGCAGGAAGCAGAACAGUACCGUCUCAAGCUGGAGGCCAUAGCCCGACAGCAGCGCAAUGGAGUUGAUUUCACCAUGGUUGAAGAGGUGUCUGAGGUACAUGCUGCAGUCAUCACAGAGGGGGAGUUGAAAGAGAAAGAGACAAAAGUGACUGGGUCAGCAGGGACCAAAGAGCCUCACACUGGAGUUUCCAUGGAAACUACUUCACCUUAAUAUGCAAGGGCCACAAUUUGCACUGCGUUCAUAAUAUUCCUCUUUUAAAAAAAGAAAACAUAUAGACGACAAACAUUGUACAAAAAAAUUAAGUGUCUUUAAGAAGAAAACUAUAGCAGGAUACAAUGCUUGGGCUCAGGAAGGUUCUCUGUGCAACUGGAAAAUUCAAAGCCAUAUUUAGGGAACAUUUCUUCCAAGGGGCCAAAAGAAUAUGGACCAAAUGUCUUAGAUCACAUCAUUGCGUUAAGCAUAGAGGUGAAAGAAUA
Molecule: messenger RNA, 1595 nt
Organism: Cebus imitator (Panamanian white-faced capuchin)
Lineage: Eukaryota; Metazoa; Chordata; Mammalia; Primates; Cebidae
Gene: GABPB2
Product: GA binding protein transcription factor subunit beta 2
Exons: 5
Coding region: 415-1329 (304 amino acids)
Biological process (GO): positive regulation of transcription by RNA polymerase II
Cellular component (GO): nucleus
Molecular function (GO): transcription cis-regulatory region binding; protein binding
Source: RefSeq, a predicted model, not a curated record